UCCGAGCCAAAUUUAAAUGCCCCACGUGUUUGUGUGAAAACAUUUGUACGAGACGCCAUGUCGGGGACACUUGUUUCUUCCGUCACACAGAAUUUGCGCGAUUCCUCAGAUCUCGAAAAAUUGCUCUAUCAGCACUUCCAACGAGUAAACAUGGACGCGACAGUACAACGCGAUCAGCAGACGGCCAUGAUAAAUAUUUUGGCGGGAAAACUGCCUGUGUCGGCAGGUUGUUCGAGAGGUACCAUGGACCCACCGAGCUCGUCACAGAUAGCGCAACACAAGACAGUCUACAGCUCUAGCAGCUUGCUAGCCAUGAAAGUUCUUUUAUCGAGGGAGAAUAUUGCGCUGGACUCGCAAAUGGAUGACAGGGAUUCGAAUGGCAAUAUCAGCAGUUCGGGUCGCUAUAAAACCGAGCUGUGCAGACCGUUCGAAGAAAGUGGCCAGUGUAAAUACGGCGACAAGUGCCAGUUCGCUCAUGGCGCCAAAGAACUGAGAAGUCUUCCUCGACAUCCUAAAUACAAAACCGACCUGUGUCGUACUUACCACACUAUUGGAUUCUGUCCGUAUGGCCCACGUUGUCACUUCAUCCACAACGAGGACGAGCGUCGACUCGGCAGCAUCAUCAACAACAAGAACCAACAGAACAACAAGCCACACCACCCCACCCCCAUUCACCGCCCCAAGUGGUCAAACCUGCAGCGACUGUCGUCUAUGGGAUCGUCCCUCGACUCUCCGCGGUCCAGCGACUCGGGUAGCCCCACCCGCCUCAGUCCUACUUUCAGUGAAGACAUCUUCAGCUCGAGUAGUGUGCCAUUCUCAAUUCUCGGCAGCGAUGGUGGGAGUUCCAGAUCAAGCCCAGAUUUCACCACCUCGUGCCACGCUAACAACCUGACCUCUCAGAAGAGCCUGACGACCCCCUUAAAUGUUCAGACACACCUGAACACCGUCGACACUGUUUUGGACUUGCUGCGUAUGCAGCAGCAGUUUAAUCGCGUGCUGAGCUUCACAGAUCACAACAGCAACCAGCAGAGAGUGGCUGAUGACAAUUGUGUAUUCAGGAACAUUUACCCUUGUGCGUCAUACUCAUCUCCAGAAUCUGCAACAUCCAGUCACAAUUCCACCCACGACACUCCAAGCUCCACGUUCAGCGUUAACUGGAUUCACCAGUGAUGUAGGAUUAAUGACAAUUUCACAAACAAACUAGAAUGAUACACGCAAGAGAAAAACACAUAAAGACUAGCCAACUUGAUUCAGGCAAAAUCCACUUAGAAACCACCAAACGGAACAGUGUCUGGGGAAUAGGCUGACAAGUCUAAAGACUUACUAAUGGCAUUAUGUUUUGCCACCAAUUUAUCAAGGAAGCUCUAUAACAGCAUUUCUUACUCCCAGGGCUGGAAGUGAAGCCAAUACAGAACUAUGUGUAUGGACAUCUCUCAGGGUGUUUAUUAACAUAUUCCUAUGAUGGGACCAAUCCUAUAUUGAAAUGUGCUUGUGUAUUUCAUCUAGUCAGUGUCUGUGUGUGGACAGUCUUCUUUUGUUUGGAACUUAAUACCAGUGAACGAAAUUAUUUUUAUGUCUACAGAUAUAUCUUUCAUUUUAUGUUGUCUUCAUAAUAGUAUUUUGAAUAUUUUUUCUGUGAUUGACAUUAUGUCAGGUUUUUGCAAUUGUUGUCUUUUAAUUCAGUUCUGCUGUCAGUAAUACUCCAACGAAUUACCCUAACUGAACCCAAAUGAAAGUUAAAAUAUACCCAAGUGGCGCUAGUAGAAAUGCUUCACCAAUUUCAUUUUUGGCAAACAUGGUUUCGCAUCGAUAGCCAGUGUUGGUUAAGUUGUCGCAAAUCAGUAAUACUAAUAAGUGUGCUUAUUUCAUAGUCGGUGGGAAAUUACAGGCGCGGAAUGGACAAACCAAUAAAAUAACUCUUCAGAUGUUUACUUUCAAUUCCAUUCAGACAUUUCCUUUUACGUAAAGUUGGGUAUCUCAACUUCCAUUUGGGUUGCAGUAAGGUCGUUUGUCUUUCAUUGUGGUUCAUUUAGGUAAUUCGUUGAAGAUCUUCCCGCUUUUAUUUCGUUAUGUUCUUACUAACGCAUUCUCGUUUUCCCAUUAAUAGUAUGUAGUCUUUUCUGAAUGAUAAUUUAUAUAUUCUAAGUAGCUAGAUGCUUUAUUGUACUUUUAAGUUAUUUUUAUCAACAUCAUUAUUAUUUUAUUUUAAUAGAAACGGCUGUUUUCUUGAAAUGUGUAUAUUUCACCUCUCCAAACUGAUGAAUCUCAGACAAUAGUUAUGAGUUAUGAUAUAUGUUUUUAGCAAAAGGAAGAUGAUACGAAAAUAUGACCCUUUUUAUUAAAGAAAACUGUAUGAACUCAGCAAGUAGUCAGAUUUAAUGACUGUGUGCGUUUUAAUAUUUCCCAGUUCUGUUUAUCGCAUCGUAAAUAACAGAUAAGAAUUACCAUGUGUCUUCUUUCAAAGUGGAUAUUGAUGUUUAGCUUUUAAAAAAUAGUUCGUGCAAUUUUAACAGUAAAAAAGAAAUGUUUAAUAUGAAUGUAGAUAAAAAUGGCAACGGUAAAAAUGGCACCGAUGAUAAUGGCACAGAUAAUAAUAAUAAUAGCGCAGGUAAAAAUUCAAAAAGUGACUUUUGGUUAUAAAUCGCAAAAGAAGAUUAAAGAGACUACAUAAAGAUUUAUGUAUUGAAAUGUUAACAAUCUGAUCUCAGUUACUCUUUAAUAUAUAAAAAGCACACAGGUUUCAAGAAUUAUUAUGACGGCAAUAAUGUACCCUGCAUGAGAGUCGAUAACAUUUUCGGAUACUACUUAGUGUGGGGAAAAAACAAUUGGAGACUGGGUCUACCAAGGAGAUUCGAUCCUCUGAUCCAAGCACCUCAGGCGAGUGCUCUACCGACUGAGCUAGAUCCGUUUUGAUGGCCGAUAUAUAUAUAUAUAUACAUGUAUAUUACUUACACUUGUUAAUAUCUGUUACUUGCUGUAGGGUUAUUCGAAUAACAAACAACAUGACACAUAUUAUCAUGUUUGAAAACCUAUUGAAUUUAGUCACUGUAAUAUAUGAUAAUUUCUAAUGCACUUAUCUUAAACACACACAUAUAUAUCUAUAUGUAUAUGAACAUGAAUGUCAGUAUACUCCAGUUUAUUGAACUAGUUUCCUUGUUUACCUUUAUUUUAACAUUUUAAUUUAAUAAUUAUUUUAGCGGAUUUAUAUUUAUUUUUAACUUUAUUGAACUCAGGUUUGUGGAUUAGAAAUAACACGUUCGGUUUAUAGUAACAACAUCGAUUAGCUUCAUGAUAAAUAAAUCUUUAACUGUUUCGUAGUUUUUUUUAAUUUUAUCAAUCCACACUGGGUUGUUUUAAUUCUAAAAUAAAUAUUUCCUAUUUGUUAAUAGUCUAUUAUAUAAUUAAAUAACGAAUACGUACUGGAAAUUGUCGUUUUUAUUGAAGAGACGAAUUUAACUGAUUUCUUUUGGAGGGGUGGUCGGUAUAGGCGGGUCUCACUUUAUACACGUUUACAAGUCCAUUGGGUAUGGACCUGUUUUACAAACACCUGUGGAAGAAAUCUGAAUCAGCAGUUUAUAAUCAAAUUAUACAAUUUUGAUUAUACUUGUUUCUUAGACAUCUGACUAAAAUGAAUUGGUGUUAGUUUCACUUAAUAUAACUUCGGUCAUUUUGUGAAAAUACAUACAUGUAACAUAUAUUUCUAAUCCACUGACUUCUUUCUACUUAACAUUUCAUCCAUUAUAGUUAUUUACCCAUUUAUUUAUUUCGCUUUUCAGUAGAAUAUUAUUAUUUUAAUUUAUUUGUAGAAUUUAUUUGUAGAACCUGUACCAAAGUGGUUGCCUAGCGAACGACGUUAGAAAAACCGCCAAGUGCUCAAUAUUGUUUUUAUCACCUCAGUGUGUUCUUACCCUGUAGGAGAAGCCAGUCGAUAUUGUCCAGUGUGAUAGCUUUAAGUCUGAUCAGUAUUUGCAUGUUGGUAUUGUGUUUGAAAAAUCUAUUUUUACAUGUCACAUGAUGUGUGUAUUUCAAGUUGUUUCAUUUUGCAGUGAACAAUGGCUUGAUACAGAGAUUUCGUUUUUUUCUAAAAGUUCUUUUACUUUGUGUUCAUGCAUUAUUAAACAUGUCGAUUUUAA
Messenger RNA from Gigantopelta aegis, 4133 nucleotides. RefSeq names its product mRNA decay activator protein ZFP36L2-like. NCBI's taxonomy places the organism in Eukaryota, Metazoa, Mollusca, Gastropoda, Neomphalida, Peltospiridae. The transcript is spliced from 2 exons. Gene Ontology annotation, molecular function: mRNA binding; metal ion binding. The coding region runs from base 58 to 1170 and encodes 370 amino acids. The record is from RefSeq and is a predicted model, not a curated record.